UGAUUCCUCAGAUCCAUUUCUCCAAACUGCGCGGAGACGUUUUGCAACAAAAAAAACAACCCCAGAAACACACCGCCACAACAGCCCCUAAUUGCAACGAGUUGUGCGGAGGGGGAGGAUUCGCAAGAAAUAAAUCACGGCACAGCUGGAAUCUGGAGAAAACUAUGAGGAGUGACGCUCCGGCGCCGCGUCCUGCUGCCGCGUCGCUCCGCUGCCGGAUGGGAAGUUGCGAGUCAGAGCCGGAGGACCGGAAACUUUUAUAGACUUUUUUUGGGAAUCCUCCAGCCAGCAAGCCCGAGUUUAAGACUCCUUUGACCCUGGGACUCGUGAGGUCUGACGGGGACGGGGGGGCUCUGACUCCACAGACCAGUGCGUUCCUCAGAUGAUGGAUGCGCGUUGAAGCCAAGAGGAAAAAAAAAAGAAGAGGCAUUUCUCUGAAGAAAGAGCUCUGUGGUGUUUUUGUGCUUGACUAUGGAGAAUAAAUGAAAGGGACGUUUUCCCGGGAUUAAUUGACUGCACGGCGACAGAAUGCGGAAGAGGGACCUACAGAGCAUGUGCAGAAGGGCGCUGCUGCUGACCGUCUGUAUGGUGUCUCUCUGGGGACAGCUGACCAGUGCAUCGUCACACAGAAGCCACAUAGUUCAUGUGAAAGCGGGAACCUGUGAGGUAAUUGCUGCACACCGAUGCUGCAACAAGAACAAGAUCGAAGAGAGAUCCCAGACCGUCAAGUGCUCCUGCUUCCCUGGACAGGUGGCGGGGACGACGCGAGCGGCUCCGUCUUGUGUAGACGCGUCAAUAGUUGCACAGAAAUGGUGGUGCCAGAUGCAUCCCUGCAUGGACGGCGAAGAGUGCAAAGUGCUGCCAGAUCUCAAAGGAUGGAGCUGCAGUACAGGAAACAAAGUCAAGACAACCAAGGUCACACGAUAGUCGUCUGUUUCCACGACAACGUAGUUUGGAACAAGGCGGCACAUCUUUAACCAACACCGUAGGACAUUUGGAUUUCAUGUCUUUUGAGGAUUUGGUGGAAACCGGGGACCAACGAGGACAAUGACCACGGACAUUCAACUGGAACGAAUGGAGGGAAAAGGACCAGGAAGCUUCACGCGAGACUGCGUUAUCCAAAAAGAUGUACUGACUUUAUAUUCAGCAUCGUCUGUCGCUGUCUCUGAACUCUACUGCCCACCAAAUCUCUCUUUGUAUUAUAGUUUUAUUCCCAUGGACUCGAAGACUCUACCAUGACGAUAGUUAUUGACUAGAAGACUGUCGGUUACACAAGAGAAAAAAAUAUAUAUAUCACCGUUAAAACAAAAUCAUGUGACGUGAAACUUUUGUGUUUGUUUUUUUUCUUGCCACAAAGGACCCGAGGGCUCUUGACGCAUAUCUGUGUUGACGAUCUAGUGAGGGCAUUUUCAUUCCUUUUAGCCUUAUGGAGCAGAUAUCUCUUCUGUUUCUUUUUUCUUCUUCUUCUUCUUUUUUUUUCUUUUCAUUUGAAACCAUCAAGUGUUUGUCGAGACGUCAAAGUCUUCUUUUCAAAGACAAAAGACGACAAACUGCAAAAUCCUGAAACAAAAGAAAAAUGUAAUUACGUUUGACCACACGAGUCACCGAGGGUCAACACAUCCGAUUUCUGCCAAAAUGUUUUAACGCUAUCUGUUGUUUUAAAAGCCUGGUGACAAACCAUUGAUUACAAAUGUCAGUAUUAUCUCAAUAAAUCUAAAUCAAUGGAAA
Messenger RNA from Scophthalmus maximus (turbot), 1728 nucleotides. RefSeq names its product TAFA chemokine like family member 3a (gene tafa3a). Lineage: Eukaryota; Metazoa; Chordata; Actinopteri; Pleuronectiformes; Scophthalmidae. Gene Ontology annotation, molecular function: receptor ligand activity. The transcript has 5 exons. Bases 529 to 927 code for a protein of 132 amino acids. The record is from RefSeq and is a predicted model, not a curated record.